CUCUGUCGGACCUGUUGUGCGGCUCUCGGUGCGGAUCGUGCAGGUUUGUGUCUCCUCUGGACUCUGUGCGGGUUUUCUGGAAGCGGCACCGGGCCGGUCGGACCCCGGCGGACCACAGAGCUGCCCGCCGAGCUCAGGAAACGUCCUCCUGAUGAAGAACGUUCCUCCUCUUCCUCCUCAGAGACGCAGCACGUUGCCUCAACAGGUAAAGAGGAGCUGCCAUGUUGGCCUCCUCCAUCCCCCCAUCACUCCUCCUCCUCCUCCUCCUCCUCCUCCCCCCUCCCUCCCACCCUGCUGAUGUCAUCAAGCUACACGGCGCCCCCCUCUCUCAUCUGGUGCUGGACCCGGGGGCGAGGCGGCUCUACGUGGGCGGGGUCGACCACUUGUACCAGCUGACCUCUGACCUGGAGGUGAUGUCCCACGUGAGGACCGGUCCUCAAAUGGACUCCCCGGACUGCCUCCCCCCGAUCAACCCACAGGACUGCCCCUCGGCCACGCCCACUCACAACCACAACAAACUGCUGCUGAUGGAGGCGGGGGCGGAGCCAGGGAGCCUCAUCGUGUGUGGUUCACUCUACCAGGGGAUCUGUGAUAAGAGGAGUCUUUCCAACAUCUCUCAGCUCAUCUAUCAGACCUCCAACCCCGUCGACACUCAGUACGUUGCUGCCAACGACCCUCGAGUCUCCACCGUGGCCGUGGUGAUAACAACAGAGACUAAACAGGAAGGGGGUGGGGCUGGUGGUGUCCUGCGUUUGAUGCUGGUUGGUCGAGGCUACACCAGUAAAGGUCCUGGUGAUAUCCCACCAAUCACAACGCGGCGUCUGUUCCCAGUGGUGCCACCUCGCCGUGCGUUCUCUCAGGAGGAGGAACUUGGAAAACUCGUUGUAGGGAGUUACUCUGAGUAUAACAACCACUUUGUGAAGGCUGUUGCCCACGGCACCCACGUGUACUUCCUGUUCUCUCGGCGGGACAUGUGGCACAAGAAGGAGUACCGGACGUACGCCUCACGGCUCUGCAUCGCCGACCGAAGCUUCUACUCGUAUGUGGAGGUGCCGCUGCAGUGCAACGGGUACAACCUGGCUCAGGGAGCGUGGUUAGGGAACCACUCAGGUGAGCCUGCCCUGUUUGUCGUCAUGGCAGCCGGACAGGCGUCCACACCUGUAGCCACAGGUCGCUCAGCACUGUGUGUUUAUGGGAUGGCGGAGCUGGACGCCAUGCUGCAGAGAGCACAGAAGGUGUGUUACACAGAGGGAGGGCGAGGCAGCAGCGGACAGGAAGAGGCCUACAUCGAAUACGCCGUGUCAUCAAAGUGUCUCAAACUACCAAAGGAAUCUGUGAAAGAGUACCCCUGUGGGGGAGAACACACGCCGAACCCCAUCGCCAGCACCGUGCCACUCCCGGCCAUACCUACCUUCACCGCCACCACCCAGCUGACUGCUGUCACCACGGCAACAGAGGCAGGGCACACCAUCGCCUUCCUGGGAGACCGAGAGGGACGACUGCACAAGGUGUUGGUGCACUCUGAUGGGUCAGGUGACCUGUACGGCAGUGUGUUAGUGGACAGCAGCAGUGCCGUCAGCGCUGACCUCCUGUUGGACGACAGUCAGCAGCAUGUUUAUGUUUUAACCAGCAGCAGGCUGACAAAGGUUCCCGUCUCAUCAUGUGAGAGACAGACAGACUGUCAGUCCUGUCUCGCCGUCAGAGACCCGUACUGUGGCUGGUGUGUCCUGGAGGGGAGAUGUUCCCGUAAACAUCAGUGUCAGCGCCACGCGAAGCCCAACCAUUGGCUCUGGAGCUUUGAACCAACCAAUCAGUGUGUGACGGUGCAGAGCCUGCAGCCGGCCAAUCAGAGCAAAGACGAGCAGACACAGGUAACCCUGUCAGUCGUCCAGCUUCCUGCCCUCACAGAGGCGGAGUCUCUGUCCUGUGUCUUCGGCCUCCUCCCACCCCAGCCCGCCAUUGUCACAGGCACCAGCAUCACCUGUCAAUCACCUGCCCCAGAGCUCCUCCCACCCAUGCUGACAGGAAGUGAUCACAUGAUCCUGCCUGUGUCACUGAUGUUUGGUCAUGUGACCAUCACCAUGGGAAACCUGACCUUCUAUGACUGUGGAGCUGUGAGCCGCCUGAACCAGAGCUCCCAGUGUCUGGCCUGUGUCGACAGUGUGUGGAGGUGUAACUGGUGUCCUCUGGAUCAGCUCUGUACUCACAACCACAGCUGUCCCAAUCAACACAUCAUCCUCAACCAGAGGGACUCUCCUGGUCCCACGUCCUGCCCUCUGGUCUUCGCCCUGCAGAGUUCUGCCUUGGUGCCGUUGGGUCUGAGCACCACUGUGGUGCUGCGGGGACGAAACCUGGACGUGUACACGGAUGAAGCUCAGUAUGUGUGUGUGGUGGAAAUCGAAGGAGUUCAGUUUAAUCUGACGGCAGCUGUAGAGAAAACACACGACAACACACACACCUUCACCUGCAGCCCACACCAGUUUCAGUAUGCUGUCAGUCAGCUUCAGUACUCCACUGCUGUCUACCUGCGUAGAGGAGAGAGACGUAUCGACACCUCACCUGGCCUCCGACUCCAGCUGUACGACUGCUCAGCCGGCCAAUCAGAUUGCUCACAGUGCAGGGCGGUGCCGGAGGAGUAUGGCUGCGUUUGGUGCUCAGGAAGCCCCGCCCCCAGCUGCGUCUACAACCAGUCCUGUACCAGUGGACCUGCAGACACCUGCCCGCCUCCUCUGAUCACACAGGUGCUUCCCAUCUCUGGUCCUCUGGAGGGCGGAGUCAUGGUGACCAUCACAGGGUCCAACCUGGGCAUGAAGUACCAGGAUGUGUUGGGCGGAGUCACAGUGGCAGGUGUUCAGUGUACGCCCCAACCUGAAGGAUACCAGAUUUCCACCAGGGUUGUGUGUGAGCUGCAGUCCAGUGGGAAGCCGAGGGAGGGGCCUGUGCUGGUUACCGUGGGAACAACUCCACCUGGAAGGUCAACACAGAUCUUCACCUAUCAGGACCCUCAGCUCCUGGAUCUGGUUCCUGAUAAAGGUCCGGUCUCUGGAGGAACAAGACUUACAAUUAGAGGACGACAGCUGCUGACGGGACAGAAGUCCGACCUGAGCGCCUUCCUGGGACCCCAACCCUGCUACAUUGUGGAGGAGGUGACUGACACCCAGUUGGUGUGUCAGACUGGUUCCAGUUCUCAGACCAGUGAGGUUCCACUUCGGGUUCUGUUUGGUAAAGCGGAGAGAACCGUUCCCAACGUCACCUUCCGUUACCUUGACGACCCCGUCAUCACUGACGCCACACCUGCAGAGAGCUUCUAUGCAGGCGGGCGUGUCGUCAUGGUGACUGGCAGGAACCUGGGUGUCGUGCAGCAGCCAGUCAUAUCGGUGUGGGUGGAGCCUGUGGAGAUCCAGAGGGUGAAACGGAGGAAACGAUUGACUCUGCUCACCGCCAAGCAGCAGCUGGUCUUCAACAGCACCAUGACAACCGUGUCAGAGCGCUGCGCCGUCCAGUCGUCCUCUCAGAUGACCUGUCUGACCCCCUCGGUGUCCCAAGAUGUCAAAGUGAAGGGUGUCUGGUUCCAGCUGGACAACGUCCGAGUCCACUAUGAGACCAUCAAGGGUAAAAGCUUCACGUAUUAUCCAAACCCGGAGUUCUUCCCUCUGAACAAAGAAGAUCCAGAUGCUCCAUAUCGCUUCAAACCAGGAGGAGUGAUCGCUGUGGAGGGUCAGGACCUGACCAGAGCCAUAUCCAGACAGGAAGUGACAGCUCGACUCGGAGAUCAGGAGUGUGAAGUGAAAACUCUGGACAACACUCACCUGUACUGUGAACCUCCAGAGACCCAACCAAUGAGUGUGGACGACAGCAACCAGCUGCCCAGCCUCAAGGUGUUCAUGGGGAACCUGGAGGUGGACCUGGGCUUGGUUCAGUACGACAGUGAUUCUCUGCCUGUCGUCCCAUUGGCUGCUCAGAUUGGUCUGGGGGCGGGAGCAGCCGUCAUCAUCCUGUCAGUGCUGGUCGUCAUCCUCAUGUACAGGAGGAAGAGUAAACAGGCUCUCAGAGAUUAUAAGAAGGUUUUACUGCAGUUGGAAACUCUGGAGAUCAACGUGGGAGACCAGUGUCGCAAAGAGUUCACUGACCUGAUGACUGAGAUGAUGGACCUGAGCAGUGAUGUAGGAGGACCAGGACUCCCCCUGCUGGACUACAGGACGUACGCAGAGAGAGUCUUCUUCCCUGGCCAGCAGGUGGCGCCACUGAGCCGCCAGCUGGACCUCCCGGAGUCCAGGAGGCAGACUGUGGAGCAGGGCCUCCAACAGCUCAACAACCUGCUCAACAACCGACUCUUCCUCACCAGGUUCAUCCACACUCUGGAGGCCCAGCAGGGUUUCUCUCAGAGAGACCGAGGUUACGUUGCCAGUCUGCUCACUAUGGCCCUGCACGAUAAGCUGGAGUAUUUCACCGAGGUCAUGAAGAGUCUGCUGCAGGACCUGGUCCAGCAGUACGUUGCCAAGAACCCCAAACUCAUGCUACGCCGGACAGAGACAGUUGUAGAGAAGAUGUUGACCAACUGGAUGUCGAUCUGUCUCUACUCCUUCCUCAAGGAGGUGGCGGGGGAGCCUCUCUACAUGCUCUACAGAGCCAUAAAGUAUCAGGUGGAUAAAGGACCCGUUGACACGGUGACCGGUAAAGCCAAACGAACGCUGAAUGACAGCCACCUGCUGCGAGAGGACAUCGACUACUGCUCAGUGACUCUGACAGUGUUGGUGAAGAACGGAGUCGAGGUUCAGCCUUGUCCUGUUAAAGUGCUCGAUACCGACACUAUUACACAGGUGAAGGAUAAGAUCCUGGAUCAGGUGUACAGAGGAGCUCCGUUCUCUCAGAGACCAUCAGCAGACAGUCUGGACCUAGAGUGGCGUUCAGGUCAGGCGGGUCACCUGACCCUGUCGGAUGAUGAUGUCACAGCGGUGGUUCAAGGUCGCUGGAAACGACUUAACACUCUGCAGCACUACAAGGUUCCAGACGGAGCAACAGUCGCUCUGAUUCCUCGCUCUCAGAGUUCAGGUGGAGUUGGAGUCAACCAGGUUUUCCAGACUGGAGAGAAAACGCCAAUGCUAGAGGGCGAGGAGGAGGAGGGUCUGCGUCUGUGGCACCUGGUGAAGAGCAGUGAAGAUCCGGAGAUCCCAAAACACAGAAAGAGCAGCAUGAGGGAGCGGGAGAGGGCCAAGGCCAUACCUGAGAUUUACCUGACCAGACUGCUGUCCAUGAAGGGGACGCUGCAGAAGUUUGUGGACGAUGUCUUCGUGGCGAUCCUCAGUACGAAGCGUCCUCCUCCAAUCGCCGUCAGAUUCUUCUUCGACUUCCUGGACGACAUGGCUGAAAAACACGGCAUCGACGACCCAGAGACCGUCCACAUCUGGAAGACUAACAGUCUCCCUCUCAGGUUCUGGGUGAACAUCUUGAAGAACCCUCAAUUUGUUUUGGACGUUCAGGUAACUGACAGCAUCGACGCCGUUCUGUCCGUCAUCGCUCAAACCUUCAUCGACUCCUGCACCACCUCCGAGCACAAAGUGGGACGGGACUCUCCUGUCAACAAGCUGCUGUAUGCCAGAGAGAUCCCCCGCUACAAACAGCUGGUGGAGAGGUAUUACAGUGAUAUCCACAGCGCUGCAUCAGGCUGUUAUCAGGAGAUGAACUCCACUCUGACUGAAUUGUCCGGGAGUUUUGCCUCAGAGAUGAACAGUCUUGUUGCUCUUCAUGAACUCUACAAGUACAUCAACAAAUAUUACGACCAGAUCAUCAUGUCUCUGGAGGAGGACAGUUCAGGUCAGAAGAUGCAGUUGGCCUAUCGGCUGCAGCAGGUCGCCGCCCUGGUGGAGAACAAGGUCACCGACCUCUGAUGACCUCUGAUGACCUCCAACCCAGUGACCCUGAAGACACUCGGAGCUCCCACUGAGGAAGAGGAGGAUAAUGAAGCUUCUUCAGCAGCUCUGAGAGACUGAAAUUCUGGAAUUCAUGGACUCUUGUUAACACUGUGUCUUCCUGCUGUGUGUGUGUGUGUGUGUGUGUGUGUGUGUGUGUGCGCGCGCGCGUGCGUGUGUGUGUGUGUGUAUCGGGGAUAUACGAGGUUUUUAUAGUCAGACUCAGGAGAUCCCAGUUCUUUAGAUUCCUACGCUCCACAGCAGCACUCAGAGUAAACCUGAACUAAACCUGAACCCGGCGGUGGAUGACCUCACACCUGCCGGCAGUGAAAAAAACGACAAUCUAACCAAUCAGAUCAAAGAGCAUCAUCAAGACCUGCUGCCUUGCACUACAUUUCCCAGGAUUCCCUGCUGUCCUGCUGUCUGUGGAGCCCAAAAGCACAAUUGUAAUAGUUUCUAUACUGAUCACGUGUAUCGAUUAUCGACCUGCUGAUCUCAGACAUGCUGGACAUUUUUUAUCCACGAUAUUUUUUGCUUGUACGACUGAAACCAGCACGAUUCUGCAUCAGGAGCUUUAACCAGUUUAUAUUAACGCAAUAAGUGAAUCAGGGAGUGUUUCUCAAAUCACAUUUUCAGUGUGACUCCAGUUUGUAAAGCUAACAUCUCAAACUAAACCCUCAACCUGGAGCUUCUCUGGUGACCUCAACCCCUGACGACCUCAGGACCAGACCCGCACUGGUUCCCAUUCUUCCCAGUCUUCCUCAGUCCAGAUUGACUCACCAGGGUUCUCAGGUUUAAGAGUACAUUUUGAUCGGACCUGACAAGUGCUGCAGUUUCAUUUAUCAGCCAAUCAGCACACAACAGAGUCUUGGCGUGAAGAAGGAUGGAGUUUAGCCCAGUGAUGCUACGGAGACAGUUGUGCUACCGUAGAGCUACAGAGGUCAUGUCCAUCUUCUGAUUCGACAAAGAUGUGUUUGAUGGAAAAUUAAGUAAUUAACAGUUCAGACAGGAAAGGAUUGUAAGACCGACUUCACAUGUAGACUCGGUUUCUAAGCCCAGUUCAGACCAAAGAUUCACAUUCUCUAGUCAACAACUCUCUGUACUUCUGAUCUGUAACGUUGACAGCAGUAACCCACCAUCUGACACCGGCACACUGUGAGGACAGAAACAGAGGGCUCGGUGGGGACGGAGCACCUGCUGCAGCAAACCAACACGCUGUCUAUGGUCAUUUUGACUUGACCAGCAGACUUCACUACAAGCUGAUUGGCUGUUGAAACAGAUGACGUGCUUUAAAACCAGCCGCCGGCCAUUUGACCAGCUGAAUGUCAGGUGACGCCAUCAGCCGGCUUGAGUCGAGCUCAGACCGACCAGUUCACACUGCUGACACUUUUCUCUGCAACGUUGUUAAAUGGUUUCGUCUUGUCACCAAUCUUUGGUCUGAACUGGACUUUAACAAUUACCUCGAUGCAGGUGGGAUUUUACCUGGAGAGCCACCUGACCAGCUGCCUCAGCAUGUAGUUUACAAGCUAAUGAUGUAGCUAAGUUGCUAGCUAGCUUCCUCAAGAGCAGACGAAGGAAUCUGUGCAUUUUUUAUAUGAGAAUGAAAAACAAUAAUGACUAAUGUGAAACUCGAGUCACACUGAAAAUAAACUGAAACAUUAAAGUUGCUGAAGAAACAAAGAGCUGACAGACGAUAAAAACAAUCUGAAAUCUGGGGGGGAGGAGUUUAAACGGUGUGUAUGUGUGUGUGUGUGUGUGUGUGUGUGUGUGUGUUAGCUAGUUACUAACUUAUUACAUGUACAUACUGUAAGUCCUAUUUAUACCUAUUUAUCCCAGCUGUGCCUUCACUCUUGCAGCUAGGUGGCGCUGUCUGUUCUUACAGCAGCCUUAUUGAUCAUGUGUCCCAGUGCAUCAUGGGAAGAUAAAUGCAUUUUAAUGUUUAACUCUUAUUGAAGCAGGGAGGAAAAACAACAACAGACUCAUCGUGUACAGAAACCCCAAACAGCCAGAGUAUCACUACACAGAUAGCAUAGCAUCACUCACUAGACUGAGCCGGAAUUGUUUUCCAACGUCAAGAAUAGACCCUUUCAGGGCCGACGUCACAAUGACGCCAUUUUAUUAUCUGGAGGUGCAGCUGCCUCUCCCCCACAGGGCUGUAGGCUCCAUAGGAGUGUUAAAAUGUGUUUGUCUUGUUGUGUUAUUGGGAGCCAGAAUAGAAGGAGUCAUGGCUCAAAACCAGCCGCCACUGCCCGUCAACAAAAACAAAGACAACUAUGGUUAAAUGUGAUAAGACCAAAGGACUGGACGGAGGCCAUCAUCAAAAAUGCUCACAUGUGCAGCGCACACUUCAUAUCAGGUUAGGGAAAAAGUAUUUCCUGUUGUAGGGAUGAAUAAGGUUAUGUGUAUUAAGGGUUAUCAUGUCCACCUCAUCAGAAACUGGGGAGGGAUUAAGAGGAAUAUUGGAUUUCUCUGGAACGCUAACUUUUUAGCACAUUAGCUAACGUUAGCUUCCAUAGCAAAACAAACAAGUGUGGUCCUCCUUUGUAAGAUUGGCUUCCUGUGACAUCAUCCAUCCACUGAGUGAGAGCAUACGGGUCGGCCAGUCUGGUCCCGUUGGUCAGUGUUUACUUAUUCAAGUAACACUGGCGGUCCCGGAGAGUGAGUGACCUGACAUGGUGCGUUGGUAAAUUCAGUCUGACGCUCUACACUAAAAUGAGAGCCCUGUUGGUGGAAGAAACGGAGCGUUAUAUUUCUACAUGAAUGAACCAACGGUUAAGUUAAUCACACAUUCACUCCGCUCGGCGCUCUGCUGCUCCGUCUCCACAGACAGAGUGUCCAGAGUGCGCUCUGCCACUCUGAGAGUGCGCUGCUCUGGAUAACCCAACGCUACAUUCAGACAGCGCUCCCAAUUUAUCAACGCUCCAGUUUGUGUCAGAGUGCGCUCCCACACUCACAAUGAGUGUUUCUGAACGCACCACUCACAUCAUCUUCCUCCAUCGUUUAAAACAAGACAACACAACUUGCUAGCUAGCGCUAGCUAAUGUCUGUGGAGACUUGUUUUGCCUCCAGCUAAGCCCCGCCCACCAAAAACAUAAUUCUGUUUACUAACAGUAAUAGGCUCUAUUAAGUGUCUAGUUAAACGAUGCUCUGAGUUUAUAACGCACUGUUUGGUCCUAUAUGCUCUUAUGUUAAUCUUGUAUAAACAGUGUGAAUUGUUGUCGUCAGGAGAAUCAAACUGUGACAUCAGUGAACAAACAGCUACAGCCGCCAUGCCACCAGACACCCACGUAUCAGAUAUUUGAAUCAAGACGCCUCAGUGUGUGUUCUCUCUAUGAAGAUGCUGUUUUUAGCCCGCUGAUGUUACAACAGCUACAAACCUUUUGACUAUCGACAGCUAGCAUAUGAUUUUAUCUAUUUUUACUUGGCUGACAGCUACAUGUUUCGUUGUUUCUGAUAUUAAGGAGUUGUACUGUCAGACAGGCUGAAUCCAAAUAUCUGACAGACUCACAGAUGUUAUCUUGUAUAAAAAAAUCAAUACUAAUUAUUAGAAAUGGUUUUUAUUGAACCAAGACAAAAACCGUUGGGCCACAUGUGAUGGGAGGGUUUCAUCUGAAGAUAUCAUCUGUAGGUUUAGUGUAGACCACAUGUCCACCUGUCUCUGGCUCGAUGUAGAGCAGCACAAAUAACUGUAUAAAGCAACAAACUUUGAGGUUUCAGGUCAAAAAGCUGGAAACAUCUCAGAGUGCCGUUUAUUGAUGUGAUGACGUCUGCCUGCAGGUCCAGUUAGAGGUUUGGAUUCAGCCUUGAGAUCAUUGUCUAUGUCUCCAUGGCAACAGUUUGUUGUUUUAGCUAUUGUUUUUUUUUUUUGGUUUUUUUUUGUUUUUUUCACAAAGUGAUGAUUCAGCUGGUGUGGAGUUUUAUUUAGUUUUCAUGUGCAACUCUGUGGGACAGGAUACUUCCUGGACUCUCCUAAAGGUGUGUUCACACCGAACGUGAAGCAAACAUUUUGCAUGGCGAGUAUACGCACAAAGUCAGUGAUGUACAGAGACGGAACAAAACAGGAGAGGGCUCUGAGAUAUGUGAGCGAAGCCAUAGAACUUCAUAUUGAGUUCUGAAGAUGUGUAUCUGUGUUUUGUGUAAAGCUGUUUUGUCGAGUUGCUUCUUAGCAAAAUGUUCUGAGAAAUUAAAGCUGGUCUUUUAUUGCGGAAGGCAACAGAAGGGGGAAGCAGUAACACGCUGCUGUGGCAGUAUGAAAAGUAAGUGUUGACAUCUUGGUUCAGAACACGUUCUGUCGGGUGUACUUUGCUGUAAACCAAGUUAGCUGUUAGUUGCCUUCCAGUCAGUUACAAUGCUGUUAAGGGCGAAUAUUCGCCAGUUGGGAAAUACUCCAAAAAUCACCACAGUGGCCAUUUUUGCGUGGCUAACGCACGCAAAAAUUUGCUUCGCAUUCUGUGUAAACACGGCUUACAUCCUGGACUCUCCUGACAGGAUACUUACUGGACUCUGCCUACAGGAUAUUUCCUGGACUUUCCUGACAGGAUACUUCUGGACUCUCCUGACAGGAUACUUCUGGACUUUCCUGACAGGAUACUUCUGGACUCUCCUGACAGGAUACUUCCUGGACUCUCCUGACAGGAUACUUCUGGACUCUCCUGACAGGAUACUUCUGGACUUUCCUGACAGGAUACUUCCUGGACUCUCCUGACAGGAUACUUCUGGACUUUCCUGACAGGAUACUUCUGGACUUUCCUGACAGGGCACUUCCUGGACCCCCGUUGUAUGUUUUCGGUGUAAAUGGACUCCAGCUGAAACCGAACCCAUCGGCCGAUAAAUAACUGGACUCUUUUCUGCUGCUGAACUGAACCAGAACCAGAUGUUGUUAUAAACGAGGCGUUUGCGGAACGAUCUUCCUCCUGCUGGUCCCAGCUUCUCUACUUUUCUUCUUCUAAUAUUUCUGAUGAUUAUCGCUGUUUAAUCUGAACAUCUCUCCUCUGUGUUUUUGCCUGGUGUGUUUUUUGAGCCUGUGUUUGACCCGUAGUUGUAGUUCUCUGAUCAUAUUAGAAUUCUGCAUGCGUGUGAUGAUGAUGAUGAUGAAGAUGAAGAUUUACGGUGCUUCUUUAAGCUAAUUUCUUUUCAAAUAAAGACACACGUCGGUGUCACUGAUGAUUUAUGUAGAUGGAUGACGAAGGUCAGGUUUGACCUUUGACCUCCUGAUCUCUGUACAGUUUUCUAAUCUUCUGGGACAGGAUGAAACAGAUCCUCAGCUCUGAUUGGUCGAGCUCUGUUUGUUACUGAAACGUUUUUUCUACAAGGGAAUAAAAACUUUAAAGGGUUUGUAUAAAAUGAAUCCAGAAUCAGUUGUAAAGAAGCACAGACUGCUUUUCUACUGAUUGUGUACAGUUUGCUAACAGUGUGUAAAUGUGCCUGUAAAUACCUGUCUGAGGAUGAUGAUGAUGAUGAUGAUGAAGACGAGUCAGUCUGCAAUGGAAAUGUGUUUUUAUUGUGAAGAGGCAGGAGGCCAAACACAAUUUGUAUCAUGUAAAAAUAAAGUUAUAAUUUUAACAGUU
Epinephelus moara (kelp grouper) is the source of this 11476-nucleotide messenger RNA. It is a transcript of the gene plxnb3, whose product is annotated as plexin B3. Gene Ontology annotation, molecular function: semaphorin receptor activity; protein binding. Gene Ontology annotation, biological process: negative regulation of cell adhesion; positive regulation of axonogenesis; semaphorin-plexin signaling pathway involved in axon guidance. Gene Ontology annotation, cellular component: semaphorin receptor complex. Lineage: Eukaryota; Metazoa; Chordata; Actinopteri; Perciformes; Serranidae. The coding region runs from base 222 to 5888 and encodes 1888 amino acids. The transcript has 40 exons. The record is from RefSeq and is a predicted model, not a curated record.